CGAGCGAGUGUGCAGAGCCCUGUCAGUCUGUAUACACGCAUGUUCGAAGCGAGUGGUGAAUGCUGGGAGCAACCAUCGUGCUUUGGGUUCGACUGACUCCCAGGAUUAUUAUCGAUUGAACUGUUUUUUUUUUUUUUUUUUGGUUGGUUGGUUGGUUGGGGAAUUCGUUUGUCUUGAGAAGCAACCUGCCAAAAUGUCUGGCACUCCGCAGGACGUUAGUAAGCUCACCGAGCUUACUUAUAAGAAUGUGAUGGACCAGUUUAACCCCAGCUUGAGGAACCUGGUCAACUUGGGGAAAAGCUAUGAGAAGUCGGUCACAGGCAUGACCGUCGCUGGAAAGGCUUAUUUUGAUGCCAUCACGAAAAUAGGAGAAAAUGCUACUAUGUCUCCAGUAUCAAGGGAACUUGGUAUGGUUCUGAUGGAGAUGGCUGAUGUCCACAAAAAGAUCCAUUUUGAGCUGGAGCAAAAUUUCAAGCGAUUCCACCGAGAUGUUCUUACUGAGCUGGAAAAAAAGACAGAAAUGGAUGUGAAGUACAUGAAUGCAACAUUCAAGCGCUACCAAUCAGAACACAAGGUGAAGCAGGACUCCCUGGACCGCUCGCAGACUGACCUAAAAAAGUUGAGGAGGAAGAGCCAGGGCAAGAAUGUGUCAAAAUAUGAGAUCAAGGAGAAUGAGUACAUGGAGACCAUCUCAUCGCGCCAGAUGGACAUGCAGAAGUUCAUCGCCGACGGCUGCAGAGAGGCUCUGCUGGAAGAAAAACGCCGCUUCUGUUUCCUGGCUGACAAACACUGCAUGUUCUCAUAUCACAUUAGCAACUUCCACGAUAAAGCAAAAGAGAUGCUGAAUGAAAAGCUCCCCAACUGGCAGGAGAUGUGCUGCGAUAUCAGUAAAGUUCCAGACACGGUCAAGCACAUGAUAGACGGACUGUCUAUCAAUCCAGAGCAAUCGAUGCUUCCUGAUCGUUAUAGGAACAGCGUUGAGUCAGUGAUGAUGCCCCCUGCUCCCCCACUGAAGGCGCACACUAGCCCACUCGCAAACAUGUUUAACCCCGAGCCCAGAUCUCCAAUCACUUCCUCUUUAGAGACUCACUCAGACCAGAGCAGCCUCGGCGAGGAUAGUCCAUCCAGACUUACCUCCCAGAUUUCGGGUAUUCAUAUGACCAGAAAUCGGCGGGUCAGGACUGUCUUUCCACACUCGGGGGGAAUCAACAGCACUCUCCUCAGUUUUGAUGAGGGCGACAUGAUCACCUUGCUCAUCAAAGAAGAGAAGGAUGGGUGGCUUUAUGGUGAGCUGGAGAAGAGCCGACAACGUGGUUGGUUCCCCUCAUCCUACUGCAGACCAUUCGCUGAGCCUCUCAUAUCAAAUAGCAGCAAUUUGGAGACACCAGAACGAAGUCCAAGUGUGACCAGUCUGACCGAGCUGGAUGAGGACGAGCCUGUGUUGCUGCCACCCCCAGACUACUCGGACGACUACGCCUCGAGAACUGUGAUCCCAUCAAUGCCAUCGGCAAAGAAUGCGGUUUCUUUAGUGAAUGGGACAGGAAAGGCUCCUUUUCUUGGAGGAGGAAAUCCUUUCGCGACAGUCAAGCUGAGACCCACUGUCACCAAUGAUCGAUCUGCACCAGUCAUCUGAACCCUUAACAUUUUGGGGGAUGUUACCAUGUUACCCCUGCAGUGCAUCAAAAGCUGUAACCUAAAUGUGCAUCGCAACCUCCCUCAUAACCUGUUGAAAGGUCUUAAUAACACAUUUUACCGUGCCACAUUAGGGACUUAUGUGUAAUUCAAAGUGGUAUUUUCCGCAAUCGUUGGUUUGUGCAUCCAGUCUGUGUCCAUGACGAAUUUUAUGCUCACAAUGAAAGGAUCAAUAUCUGAUCAUGAAAUUACUGAAUGUGGGAGAAAAAUGUUUUGAUGUGUACAGUUAACCUCACAAUAUCUUUCAUGCCCCCCAGCCAAAAUGUUCUAAAAUUCUUAAAUUUUUUUAAGUCAAUCCCUUUAGUAGCCAAAAUGUUCUAGAAUUCUUAAAUUUUUUUAAGUCAAUCCCUUUAGUAAUAUGUCAGAUAAAAACUGUUAUCUACUGUUUGCAAUUGACGAAAAGAUUGCCUGUGCAGAACGACUAAAGCUUUUUUUUUUUUUUUAAUAAUUGUUAAUAUUAUUGUUUAUGCUGCAGUUAUUGCAGUGAUAAAUGCUUUUGUUUUGCCAUGUCCCUGACUAGUCUGCCCAGCAACUAGAGUGUCUUCCUGACUUACAAAAAAAAAAAAGAAAUAUAAAAGAAAAAUAUUCUCAUUUUAUAUUUUUAAUGAGUUUUGUCUUUUAUUAAAAGAGCUGUGGAAUGCAGAGGUGAGAAUGAAGGGGGCUUGCUGUGUUUAUCAAGCAGAUUUGUCAUUUGAGGAGCAGCAAUGAAGUACGUCAGUAUCUUAAAUAAUAUUUUAUAUUUAUAAGCAAAAUUUGUGUUGGAGUUAUUUAAAUAAAUGUACGGCACGCGUCCAUGACUUGCUCAAGCCGAGGCCGGUUUUGUUUUGACUGUACCAGUGUUUUAAAUCGAUAACAUUUUGAUGAAGGGAAUAUUUUUCACGCUUUGUCAUUUGUGCAGGUGUGCGGUUAAUGCAAUAUGCUGAAGGCAUUCCUCACUGGUUGACAUUUACGUUGUUUUUAAUAUGUUGGAUCACAAUUUUGAAAUGCACAAAGAUUUUGUGAGGACAAAUUUUUUUGGGGGGGGACACGUAUUUGCUUUACAGAAUGUGUAUUCUGAUGGAGAAUUGAUCAUACCUAGUUACUCAUCAGUGCCUACUUCAGUGUAUCUUGCCAUUGUGUUCAAAAUAUAGCCUUUUUCUUUCCUUAAUAAAACAUGAUACAGUCCACAAA
Molecule: messenger RNA, 2862 nt
Organism: Corythoichthys intestinalis (scribbled pipefish)
Lineage: Eukaryota; Metazoa; Chordata; Actinopteri; Syngnathiformes; Syngnathidae
Gene: baiap2l1a
Product: BAR/IMD domain containing adaptor protein 2 like 1a
Exons: 14
Coding region: 194-1633 (479 amino acids)
Biological process (GO): plasma membrane organization; actin crosslink formation; actin filament bundle assembly
Cellular component (GO): nucleoplasm; cytosol
Molecular function (GO): protein binding
Source: RefSeq, a predicted model, not a curated record